This is a messenger RNA of Lucilia cuprina (Australian sheep blowfly), 462 nucleotides long. RefSeq names its product pupal cuticle protein C1B-like. Lineage: Eukaryota; Metazoa; Arthropoda; Insecta; Diptera; Calliphoridae. The record is from RefSeq and is a predicted model, not a curated record. The transcript has 2 exons. The coding region runs from base 90 to 407 and encodes 105 amino acids.
ACCGAAAUAAGUAUAAAAGACAAUCGCACUUUUAAAAUAAAUAACAAUUAACAAUUGUCUAAAAAACCAUCAACAUCAAAUAAAACAAAAUGUUCAAAUUCAUCGCUGUCUGCUUCUUCGCUUUGUUGGCUGUUGUUGCCGCUAAACCCGGUUUGGUAGCUCCUUUGGCUUACUCUGCUCCCUUGACUUAUGCCGCCGCUCCCGCUGUUGUUGGUCAUGCUUCUUAUGUAGCUCCUUAUGCCUCCACCUAUAAUGCUCACCAUGUUGCUCACUCUGCUGCUUUCUCUGCCGCUUAUGCUGCUGCUCCCGUUGUAGCUGCUCAUUACGCUGCUGCUCCCGUUGUAAGUGCUGCUUAUGCUGCUCCUCUUGCCACUCCCUUCGCCGCCCCCGUUUUGUUGAAGAAGUAGAUUCAGAGAAUUGAAUUUGAAUAAAGUGAAAACAAAAAUGUGAUAAAACGAUAAA